AUGUAUCUCUUCUCCGCCGCCUGCGAGAACUUCGACCUGGUCAUCAACACGCACCAACCGCCACCCGACCUUGUCUACGUUGUACCCAAAAUCAAUGUGAACGGCGCCCAACUGCAAGUAGUGGACAACUUCACGUAUCUGGGCAGCACCCUCUCCCGCAGCACAAAAAUCGACGAUGAAUUAGCCCGCCGAUUUUCCAAGUCUAGUCAAGUCUUCGGUCGUCUUCAAAACAAAGUUUGGAAUCGUCACGGUCUUCAACUCAGCACGAAACUGAAGAUGUAUAAAGCGAUUACCCUACCGACGUUGCAGUAUGUAGCAGAGACUUGA
Molecule: messenger RNA, 327 nt
Organism: Spirometra erinaceieuropaei
Lineage: Eukaryota; Metazoa; Platyhelminthes; Cestoda; Diphyllobothriidea; Diphyllobothriidae
Source: the annotation of a GenBank genome assembly